Messenger RNA from Anguilla anguilla (European eel), 3843 nucleotides. RefSeq names its product actin binding LIM protein family, member 3 (gene ablim3). The record is from RefSeq and is a predicted model, not a curated record. Gene Ontology annotation, cellular component: actin cytoskeleton; stress fiber. The transcript has 24 exons. The coding region runs from base 530 to 2710 and encodes 726 amino acids. Gene Ontology annotation, molecular function: actin filament binding. NCBI's taxonomy places the organism in Eukaryota, Metazoa, Chordata, Actinopteri, Anguilliformes, Anguillidae. Gene Ontology annotation, biological process: cytoskeleton organization; lamellipodium assembly; cilium assembly.
AUGGGCUCGUGCGCCUCUCGCAUCAGAGGGAAAGGCUCGCGCUGGAGAGUGGUGGCAGCGCCUAGCAGCGCCGAUUCGACCGCGUUUCUCUGCCAGCGGUGGACAAAUAUCAAGUAGAGAUGGAAUGUGACUGAGCAGCAUUGUACCUCCUCUGCAAUCCGGGAUUUAGCCUAAUUCUCUACCGGCACUGUCACAGCAAGACCGCCGUUGUAAUCGGCUUCCUCGCGCAGGGAACAUCCCAGCGUUACAAUCCCAUUCCAGGUCUCUUCACCUUGUCCGUCUCCUCGAAACCGGACAGACGAGAAUCGCGUUAUUCAAGUGCGGGGGAGCUCUGUAUGGACAGUUUUUUUCUAAUUACAGCUUGUUUUUUUUUACGUGAAAUGAUCUAAUUUGUCAUGUAAUUGUUCUUAUUUCAUAGAAGCAGGCAAAGAAAAUAGCUUAAGUUUUUUUAAACACACGAAUUAUUGUUGCGUUUCCGGAGGACCUUAUUAUCGUAGCGCGCCGAUUUGGAUGAGAGCAUUUCUGCACCAUGAGCACUAGUGCAGUACCCUAUCAGCACAGCUCCUAUGGCAGUGGGAGAAGCUCCGCCCCCAUCCACUGUUUCCGCUGCAGGGAGGUGUGCAAAGGGGAGGUGGUCCGUGUGCAAAACGUCCAUUUCCACGUCAAGUGCUUCACCUGCCAAGUGUGUGCCUGUGAUCUGGCGCGUUCCGGAUUCUUCCAGAAGAACGGCGAGUACAUCUGCACGACGGACUACCAGCGGCUGUACGGCACGCGGUGCGACAGCUGCCGCGACUUCAUCACCGGGGAGGUGGUCUCCGCGCUGGGCCGCACCUACCACCCCAAGUGCUUCGUCUGCAGCGUCUGCAGGAAGCCCUUCCCCAUUGGAGACAGAGUCACGUUCAGCGGGAAAGACUGCAUCUGUCAGCAGUGCUCACACACCUUGGUCAGCACCAGCGAGCCAAUCAAAAUCCACGGGCCCAGCCACUGUGCGGGCUGUAAGGAAGAGAUCAAACAGGGCCAGUCUCUCCUCGCUCUGGAGAAGCAGUGGCACGUCAGCUGCUUCAAGUGUCAGACGUGCGGCAUCGUUCUCACGGGGGAGUACAUCAGCAAGGAUGGGAUCCCGUACUGUGAGUCGGACUACCACGCCCAGUUUGGCAUCAAGUGUGAGACCUGCUGCAGGUACAUCAGCGGGCGCGUGCUGGAGGCGGGGGGGAAACACUACCACCCUACCUGUGCCCGCUGUGCCAGGUGUCACAUGAUGUUCAGCGAGGGGGAGGAGAUGUACCUGACAGGUUCAGAGGUGUGGCACCCGUUAUGUAAACAGGCAGCUCGUGCCGAGCGGAAGCUGAAGCACAGACGCAUGUCAGAGACGUCCAUCUCCCCCCCCGGCUCGAGCAUCGGCUCCCCCAGCCGAGUCAUCUGUGCCAAAGUGGAAAACGAGAUCCUUAAUUACAAGGACCUGGCGGCUCUGCCCAAGAUCAAGUCCAUUUACGAGGUGCAGCAGCCGGCGCUCCUGGCCUAUGAGCCCUACGUGAGAUACAGCUCUGACGACCGGCUGGAGCGCUACAGCUACGGAGAGUCCCUGGGAACUCUGUCUCCGUACUCCCAGGACCUGUAUGACAGCGUGGACCUGAGGCAGCGGCGGUGCUCCAGUCCGGGGUACAUCGACUCGCCCUCCUACAGCCGACAGGGCGUGUCCCCCAGCCUGCCCCGCUCCCCCCAGCACUACUACCACCCCGGCUCAGAGAGUGGGAGGAGCUCUCCUUAUUAUGGUCAGCUGGACGCUCGGUGUGGCACUCCGACCUCGUACCAGGUCCCCAAACAUUUCCAUGUGCCAGUUACAUCAUCAGGCGAUUACGUGGACUUCCUGUCUGACUGUGGUCAUUGUGAUGAUCGACAGCUCACCAAACAUUAUUGUGAAGGACCAAACAGGAAGUGGAUAUCAGCCACAGGGGACCCCAACAUCUACAGGAGACCCCCCAUCUAUAAGCGGCAUGCCAGCAAAAGCAAGACCAGCGAGGACAUCGUUGAGUCCUCCAAGUUCCCAGCAGCCUACUCUCCUGAGCCCUACCAGCACUCUGAGGCUGAGUACUACCACUACGCCAGCUCGCCCAAAGGCUCUCGCACACCACGGAGGCGUUUCUCGUCAGGGGGAGAGGAGGACGGCUGGAAUCACAGUCUUCACAGAAUCCAGAGUGGGAUUGGGCGGAUGAUCCUAAAGGAGGAGAUGAAGGCCAGGUCUGGUUCCUAUGACAACGACCCCUGGGCCAGCGCUCGCAAUUCCCGCAGCGGCAGCAAGGAGGCGCUACACAGCAUGAGCUACAAUAACACCGUCAACGGCUCUCCAAGGUCACAUUACAGUGCUGACAGUGACUCCUACAUUUCCAAAUCAGCUUCCCUUCCAGGAUACGGCAGGAACGGACUACACAGGCCCCAAAGUGCCGAUUACUUCCAGUACGACAGCAGCAACGCGGUGAACUGGGGCAUCAGAGAAUACAAGAUUUACCCCUAUGAAGCCUUGAUCGUGACCACAAGGGGGCGCAACAGGCUGCCAAAGGAUGUAGACAGAGCCAGGUUAGAGGUGUCCACUCGGCAGCGUCACUUGUCGCCCGAGGAGUUCUACCAGGUGUUCGGGAUGACGAUGGCGGAGUUUGACCGGCUGGCGUUGUGGAAGAGAAACGAGCUAAAGAAACAAGCAAGGCUGUUUUAACGGCGGUUCACGCCGAGAGAAACCGAGCCGGCCGUUCAGUCCCAGAGAACCGGAACCACGCUGGCGUCACCACAGAGAUGGAAUCCGAACACGAAGAAGCGACCACACGCGCGCGGUUUAGAGAGAGUUGGAACACUGACUUAUCAAGGCGGUUUUUUUUGCAAGUGCGUAAAGCUGCGUAUGUUGAAUCGAUUUGAGUUGAGGUUUCAUUCAUUCGCGAGACGAUGGCGGCCGCGGGCGCGCUGCUCUGCUAUGAUGGUCUCAUCGGGCCGUCGCUGGUCAGGCUUUGCCUUACGUUCGAGUUGUGCGCGCGCGCCAGCAAACUGGGUGACGAGAAUGUUGACGCAUAUCCAACACUUUAACAGGAUGCUAAGAGACCGACACGGCGUAGUUUUCAUUUGUAGAAAGAAAAUGGUCCAAGCGUGUGGAAAACUAGCACAUUUCUCAGAAUGAUUUCACUCAUCAUUUUUAUUUAUUAAUCAUCAUUUAUGCGUGUUUUACAGGGAUUGGGCUACUUAUCCACUGAUAAGAGAAUACAUAUAUAUUACAGUUAAAGAAAGCUAAUACAAACAAGAGUUAUUGUACUCAGAUAUUUCUAAGAGGCUGUGUGCAGGAUCGUUGGAAUUUACAUCAAUUUAGUGAGGAGGCAAACCAAAGGGAUACUAAUACCCGGAUCUCCUGUUUUUAAACUGCCGAUGGUUUAUCUGGCUAUAGCGCAAGACUUUUUUUGUUCUUCUCCUUACCUUCGAUCAUCAAUUAAUUUUCUCUCCUUUUUCGAAGACUAGCUACCGCUACAGAAUGUAUUUUCAGUUGAGAGACAUCAAGAAAUAAUUCAAAUGUACUCAUGAUAGAGCUGACUGCUGAGAUGUAAAAGCUGUUACCAAGUGUAUUUUUAUUUUUUCUACUGCGUUUAUCAAACUUUUUUUAUUGAAUAUUGGAAAAGAAAACUCACACAAAAAGCAAGUUGCGUGUAUUGUUUGAACUAUGGAAUUAUAGUUGUGUGUUGACUUCAAUGGAAGAAGGGUGUGGUGGAUUUGGGGAUUUUAUGAAACCGUAGAGUACUGUCUUAUAUUUUAGGCUAGGUAAGUGGUUCCCAAACUUGGUCCUGAGGGACAACUGUCUAUGCUGGUAUU